This is a messenger RNA of Antrostomus carolinensis (chuck-will's-widow), 1972 nucleotides long. RefSeq names its product mitogen-activated protein kinase kinase kinase 15 (gene MAP3K15). Gene Ontology annotation, biological process: protein phosphorylation; cellular response to stress. The record is from RefSeq and is a predicted model, not a curated record. NCBI's taxonomy places the organism in Eukaryota, Metazoa, Chordata, Aves, Caprimulgiformes, Caprimulgidae. The transcript is spliced from 14 exons. The annotation marks the transcript as partial. Gene Ontology annotation, molecular function: ATP binding; MAP kinase kinase kinase activity.
GUAUUCUCAACCUCUUCACGAAGAGAUAGCACUGCAUAAAUAUUUAAAGCAUCGGAACAUUGUCCAGUAUCUUGGAUCUGUUUCGGAAGAUGGAUACAUUAAGAUUUUUAUGGAGCAGGUGCCAGGAGGAAGCCUCUCAGCUCUCCUAAGAUCUAAGUGGGGCCCAAUGAAAGAACCUACAAUUAAAUUUUACACCAAGCAGAUUCUGGAAGGCCUCAAGUAUCUCCAUGAGAACCAGAUUGUACACAGAGAUAUAAAGGGAGAUAAUGUUUUGGUGAACACCUAUAGUGGUGUGGUAAAGAUAUCUGAUUUUGGUACUUCCAAACGGCUGGCAGGAAUCAAUCCAUGCACUGAAACGUUUACAGGAACAUUGCAGUAUAUGGCUCCAGAAAUUAUCGAUAAAGGACCACGAGGAUAUGGUGCACCAGCUGAUAUCUGGUCACUAGGUUGUACCAUUAUUGAAAUGGCAACAGGCAAACCUCCAUUUCAUGAACUAGGGGAGCCUCAAGCAGCAAUGUUUAAAGUUGGGAUGUUUAAGAUUCAUCCUGAAAUUCCAGAAUCACUGUCCGCUGAAACAAGGGCCUUUAUUUUGCUCUGUUUUGAACCUGAUCCUAGUAAACGUGUUACAGCAUCUGAUUUGCUCAGAGAUUCCUUCCUGAAACAAGUAAACAAGGGCAAGAAAAACAGAAUUGCAUUCAAGCCUUCAGAUUAUAAUCGUAAUACAUCCCUCCCACUGCCAGUGCAUGGAGAACAGGCUGGCAGCAGCAGCAGUGAGCAUGGCUCUGUUUCACCAGACUCUGAUGUACAGCAUGACAUGUUUUUUGAAAGGCCAAAGAGAUCCAUUUCAGAGAUUCAGACAAAGCAUCCCCUCUCUCAUUUACUAAGCGUGCCUGAUGAGGGCUCGGCCUCAGAGGACAGAAGCGCUUCUCCUUCCGUUGAGGAUAAGGAUUCUGGUCUGUUUCUGCUGCGGAAGGACAGUGAACGCCGAGCGAUCCUAUAUAAAAUCCUUAAGGAGGAACAGAAUAAAGUUGCUUCCAAUUUGCAGGACUGUAUUGCACAGAGCUCUGAAGAGCUGCAACUUUCAGUGGCCCACAUCAAGCAAAUUAUUGGGAUUUUAAGGGACUUCAUACGCUCUCCAGAGCAGAGAGUGAUGGCUUCUACCAUAUCCAAGUUGAAAAUGGAUUUGGACUUUGACAGCACUUCCAUCAAUCAGAUCCAUCUGGUGCUGUUUGGAUUUCAGGAUGCGGUGAACAAAGUAUUAAGAAAUCACUUAAUAAGGCCCCACUGGAUGUUUGCAAUGGACAACAUAAUUCGCCGUGCAGUCCAAGCAGCAGUCACUAUUCUUAUUCCAGAGCUUCGAGCUCACUUUGAGCCAGCAUCAGAGACUGAAGGUGGGGACAAGGAUGGUGAAGAAGCAGAGGACAGUUACCAGCCCACUGAACAAAAUGGGGCUGAGGAUCCUGCCAUCACAUCAGGAGUCAGCACCCUUAGUUCUGCGGUGUCACAGGAGCCUCAGCAGCAACUUAGCCUGGAGUUGGGCAGACUUAAACAAGAGACCUUAAGGCUUUUGGAAGACCUCGUUCAGAAGGAGAAGGAGUAUCAGACCCUCUUACGACAAUCUUUGGAGCAAAAAACUCAGGAACUACGCUUGCUUCGAUUAAAACUUAAACCUGAAGACUCCCACUUGUCUGCAACAACUUAUAGCGACAGUGCAGACCCUGAGCUCAUGAACUGGCUGAAACAACAAGGAGCAGACCUGGAUGCCAUUAAGAGGUUUGCUGAAGAAGAUUACACACUAAGUGCUGUCCUUAAUGAUAUCACGAAAGAUGAUUUGCGGUAUCUUCGGCUGCGCGGUGGUCUUCUCUGCAGAAUCUGGAAUGCAAUAUUAAACCACCGACAAACAUCUGGUAAGACCUCUGUGCAGAAGGUUAAUGCUUUGGAAGGAGAACCUGUAAUGGGAAUAAACAAAUGA